Molecule: messenger RNA, 1473 nt
Organism: Tigriopus californicus
Lineage: Eukaryota; Metazoa; Arthropoda; Copepoda; Harpacticoida; Harpacticidae
Gene: Usp12-46
Product: ubiquitin carboxyl-terminal hydrolase 46-like
Exons: 9
Coding region: 203-1360 (385 amino acids)
Biological process (GO): protein deubiquitination
Cellular component (GO): cytosol; nucleus
Molecular function (GO): cysteine-type endopeptidase activity; cysteine-type deubiquitinase activity
Source: RefSeq, a predicted model, not a curated record
ACCGAGAAUCCAAGUGACAGAUGUGAAAAGGCAUGAUCAAAAUAUUUCAUCUUGGAUACAAUCUCACCAAAGAUAAUCUCGUCGUCUGAAGUGCCCCAUUGGCCCAAAAUCGCUCAAAUUGGACCGGAUCAUCUCAUUCAUCCUCAGCCACUAUGAGGUGCUAACGCAGGUCUUCCAAACCCGCUGUCAAAGCUGGUCCAUCAUGGGCGAUUUGGGACGAAUUUGGGGGGCGAAACUCAUUCCCUGUGCACGUAUGGGCGGAACAGCCAGCCAACUGGAGAAGGAUAUCGGGUCCGACUUGUUCCCCGCCAACGAACAUUUUUUCGGACUUGUCAACUUUGGAAACACAUGUUACUCGAAUUCCGUGCUCCAAGCGUUGUAUUUCUGCAAACCUUUCCGUGAAAAGGUCUUGGAGUACAAGGCCAAGAACAAGAGGAGCAAGGAGACCUUGCUAACUUGCUUGGCGGAUCUCUUUCACUCCAUCGCAACGCAAAAGAAGAGGGUCGGAACGAUUGCACCGAAAAAGUUCAUCGCCAGACUGCGCAAGGAGAAAGUGGAAUUUGAUAACUACAUGCAACAAGAUGCCCACGAGUUCCUGAACUUUCUCAUCAAUCACAUCAACGAGACUAUCAUUGGAGAAAGAACCGUAGUUUCAGCAACGGGCAAAACCACUAAUAACAACAAGACCAACGCGAAUUCAGAUGGUGGAGGGUCCUCUUCCAGCCAUGGAACCGAGAAUAAGCAUACUUGGAUCAAUGAUAUCUUCCAAGGAAUACUCACGAGUGAAACGAGAUGCCUCAAUUGUGAAACGGUGACGAGUAAAGAUGAAGACUUUUUCGACUUGAGUAUCGACAUCGAGCAAAACACGUCCCUCACCAGUUGUCUACGUAAUUUUAGCCGCACCGAAACACUUUGUAGUGAUAAUAAAUUCAAAUGUGAUACUUGCUCAGCCUAUCAAGAAGCCCAGAAAUGCAUGAGGGUCAAACAGUUGCCAACGAUUUUAGCCUUACACUUGAAGCGCUUUAAAUAUAUGGAACAGUUCAAUCGGCACAUCAAGGUGUCUCAUCGCGUUGUGUUCCCUUUGGAACUUCGUCUCUUCAACACGUCGGAUGAUGCCGUGAAUCCAGAUCGAAUGUACGAUCUAGUAGCCGUGGUAAUUCAUUGUGGAUCUGGUCCCAAUCGGGGACAUUACAUUUCCAUUGUCAAAUCUUGUGGAUUUUGGCUCAUCUUCGAUGAUGACAUUGUUGACAAAAUCGAAGCUUCGGCUAUCGAGGAUUUUUACGGGCUGACCACAGACAUUCAAAAAUCGUCAGAGACAGGAUACAUUCUGUUCUAUCAAUCCAGAGACAGCAGCAGCUAAACGCGCCACGAGAUGUCAAACUUGUGCAUUUCAAAGCAAAGUCAUCCAUAUUUAUGCUUCCGUUCAUUCAUUUUUUCAUUUCGCCACCGAAUUAAAAAUCAUCAAUUUUCCAA